Molecule: messenger RNA, 2784 nt
Organism: Sander lucioperca (pikeperch)
Lineage: Eukaryota; Metazoa; Chordata; Actinopteri; Perciformes; Percidae
Gene: prmt6
Product: protein arginine methyltransferase 6
Exons: 1
Coding region: 65-1120 (351 amino acids)
Biological process (GO): peptidyl-arginine methylation
Molecular function (GO): protein-arginine N-methyltransferase activity
Source: RefSeq, a predicted model, not a curated record
AGAUUUCACAAUGCGGAAGAAGCGCAACAAAACAUUGUGAGGUUGUAGCACAAGAGUCGAGAAGAUGUCUCAUGUCGUAAAGAAAAGAAAAUUGGAUAAAACCCGUCAGGACAGACUGUACUUUGACAGCUAUACUGAUGUGACUAUUCACGAGGAAAUGAUAGCGGACCACGUCCGCACGAACACGUACCGGAUGGCGAUACUAAGGAACAGUGAGUCCAUACGGGGUAAAGUUGUACUGGACGUCGGGGCAGGAACCGGCGUUCUAAGCAUUUUCUGUAUUCAAGCCGGUGCUAAGAAGGUCUACGCAGUUGAAGCCUGUUCUAUCGCAGAGCAGGCUGUGAAAAUAGUUAAACAGAACAACAUGGAGGACAAAAUUGAAGUCAUUCGAGGCACAGUGGAGACGGUGGACCUGCCGGAGACGGUGGAGGUGAUAGUGAGCGAGUGGAUGGGUUAUGCCCUCCUGCACGAGUCCAUGCUCAACUCGGUCCUCUACGCGCGCGACAAGUGGCUUAAGCCGGGCGGCAUGAUCCUGCCCAGCAAAGCCGAGCUCUACAUCGCACCAAUUAGCGACCCGGUGGUAGAGGACCGCUUACAUUUCUGGUACACCGUCAAAGACCAGUACGGCGUCGACAUGUCUUGCAUGUCCGACUUUGCCAGGAGAUGUAUCAUGAACUCCGACAUAACUGUGAACUCGGUUACCGUCGAGGACGUGCUGUCCCACCCGGCCCGCUUCGCCGAGCUCGACUUGUACUCGGUCACCGUGGAGGAGCUACGGUUGGUGAAGGGCAAGUUCAGGUGCGAGUCAUUCGGCUCGGCGGCAGUGAACGCUUUCUGUGUUUACUUCACGGUUACUUUCCCCUGCCCGGACAAGCCGCAGGCGCUGGUGCUCUCCACUUCCCCGUUCAAACCUGAGACGCAUUGGAAGCAGGCGGUGCUGUACCUGGAUACUCCGGUGGAUGUGGUGCAAGACACGGUGGUUUCCGGAGAGAUCAGCAUGUUUCCCUCGGAGGAGAGUGCCAGACACAUAUGUGUCCAUGUAGACUACACAAUAGGAGAGCAGAAAAGACAGUCCAAAACUUUUUCCAUCCCUGACUGGAGCAGUGAAGCUCAGUCAUAGUUUAGCAUCAACAUUUAGUGUAACAGUUCAAUCACCAGGCAACACACUCAAAGGCCUAGGUCCUUGUAUUAUUAGUUGUCACUAAGACUCCCAACCUGCUCAGUGUGAGUAUUUGAGGAAGUGGAGCAAUGACUGUAUUUUUGACCAGUGUGGUAAAUAAUCCAUAUCUAAAAACUAUAAUGUCACAUUAGGUCUCACUUGGGCAAGUGUAUGAAGGGACUGCAGAUGACAUCUAGCCUAUACAUACACAUGCUCAUACAUAUUUAGGUUUUGACCCAGCUCUCUAGGUGUAAGUCUUAAAAAAUUCUGUUUGAGUAGACACAAGCACACAGUGGCUACUACAAUCAUCAUGUGCACUACAGUACAUGGUCUUAUUUUGGAGUUGUUUAUGUUGUGUAGUGUUUAUGCUUGUUUUUCACACCUAAUAAAUAGUUCAGUAGACAUCUAAAUUGGAAGAGGACACAUGCAUAUAUCUAAUACCUUAUACAUUAGAUAUGUUUUGUAUUGCACACUGUAUGAUCAGUUUACAGCAAUUAUGACCUAUUUUAUACCAAAACAUUGCAGUAGUAAUGAGUAGGAUUGUAACUAACCAUUAGCUUACUGAUUAAUUAUGUGGUCUAUAAAAUGUCAGAACAUAUAAAAAAUGUUUUGACCAACAGCCCAAAACCCAAAGAUUGUUUAUUUACUAAUACUCAAUUACUUACUUAUUACUAUACUAUUACAGACAGAGAAAAACAGCAUAUCCUCACAGUUGAGAAGCUGGAAUAGGGGAUGUUUGGUAUUUUUAAAUCAGAACUCCCAUAAACAAUUAGUCAAUUGUCAAAAUAGUUGCUGAUUACUUUUCUGUCGACCAACUAAUAAAUUAAUCGACUAAUCAUUUUAGCUCUACUAUUUCUUGUAACAGUUUAAUUAUUAUUGGUGGGGAAACGCCUUAGAAACAGUUUUGACCAUCAAAAGAAACAAAAAGUCACUUGACUAAUAAAUAGUUUUAGGAGGGUGUGUAGCUCUGGGCUUUUACAAAUUGUUAAAUAAAUCCAAUGCCAUGCUGCAGACAUCUGGUGUUUUAAUAAAUGUAAUCAUGCAUAUUGUGUUGGAUCUGAGAAAGACACUGCAUUUAAAUGAGGACUGAUAUAUUGACUUGGACUAGCUGCAGUCAGGCAGGAGGUGUUUUACAUGGGCUUGGUUUCAGUUUUUAAUAACAAAUUAAAGUGGCUCAUUCUUUUGGUUUAAAACAAGCACGCACUGGCAGUGGUUGCCAGACACCCCUGACUUUGUCCAAAGUUGUAAUUCUACUGCAGCAUUUUGCAAAAUAGCAAUGACUAUAUUAAUUGUACCACAAUGUAUUUCCUUCCUGGCCAUUAAGGAUCUUGCUGUCUCCAAGCGACUAAGUUGUGGAAAUAUGCAAUGUUUUUAUCACAAUCAACAAUCAAGAAUACAUUUUUUUUUUAAUGAAAGUUAAUACUUUGAUGGCUACGUUUAAUAAUUUCUCACUCAUGUAUUAACGAACACAUUAUCUGGUCACUGAUCAGUCAUUGAUUCACUUUUGAUACUACUUCAGAGUCAGCGUACAGUAAGUGGGUUUGACGGAUUAUAUUGCAGGGAAACUGCGUUUCACAGAGAAUUGAGCAAAUGCAAACUAGACUCUAAUAAACUGUUUGACUGUU